AUGGACGGCCCGCAGCACACAGUCGAGCACGCACGCAACCCUGCAGCCCUCGCCGCCGCCACCCCCCUCCCGCCCACACCUCCUCCUCGCCCUCAGGCUCACCCUUCCCCCGCGACCGAGCGCGCCUUGUCGCUCGAGCACGUCGUCCUGCGCGUCCUCUCGCACCUCGACAGCAUCCACUUCGAGGACGAGCACCAGCACGACCCGGCCCACGCCACAAACACGGACCUCGUCGCGUGCGCCCUCGUCGCCCCGCUGUGGCGCGUCAUCGCCCGCGACCUCCUCAACGAGCACCUCAUCUUCACCAAGGGCACCACCGUCCGCAAGUGGCUAGAUGGCCUCGGCGACGACGGCAUCCCCCGCUCGCCGACCCGCUCGCUCAGCUUGCGCGACGACCUCCCGUUCAAGCCCUCGAGUCGCGACGGCGACGGCGCAAAGUGGUCGUACGCCGACAUUGCGCUCCUGUUCGCCAAGGUCAAGGGCCUCGACCACCUCGAGAUCAUGUUUGUCCGGCAGGACGAGAUCCCGGGCGACCUCUUGACCCACGAGAACCUCGCCUCGGUCACGUACCUCGCCCUCGGCUGCCCCGUGUCGAAGCCGACCAAGCCGCUCCCGUUCAGGCUCGCCGCGGUCCAGCUCUUUGACCCGUCGAGCGAGGACGAGCGCCUCGACCGCGACUGGACCUCGACCGCCAUCCUCCUCGGCACGUCGCCCGCCCUCGCCAACCUGCGCUACUUGCGCCUCGAGACGUUCCCGCGAGCGGCCGAGUACCUCGCCCGCAUGUUCCGCCUCGCGCCGCGCAUCAAGAACCUCUGCCUGUCGGUCCUCCGCGACGAGCCAAACCUGUGGCAAGUGCACCUCUUCGCGACGCUCUGCACGAGCCUCGUGUCGCUGCACGUCGAGCACCUCCUCGACACGGGCCCAAGGGUCCUCACCUCGUUCCUGACCGGGCCCCCGUCCGUCAACAUCGGCAACGUGCGCGGCACCGUCGGGCACGACCACCCGUUCGUCCUGCAGGCCCUCGUCCCGCCGUGCCCGGUCGACGAGCUGUUCAAGGCGCUGCGGCGCUGCCGGCCGGGCUCGAUCCGCCGCGUCACCUUCCGCCGCAUCGCCCUCGCCUCGUACGACUACGAGGCCGACUUUAUCCAGCUCCACGACAUGUGUGGCAUCCGCUUCAACGGGACCCUCGUCAGUGCCAUGACCAAGAACGACUGGGCCUAUCUCGACCACCUCGUUCGUCAGUCGCAGGCCGAUCCUCGUUGGCAGGAGCAGCACCCGAGGCAGGAGGUCGACGAGGUCGCGUGA
Molecule: messenger RNA, 1305 nt
Organism: Rhodotorula graminis WP1
Lineage: Eukaryota; Fungi; Basidiomycota; Microbotryomycetes; Sporidiobolales; Sporidiobolaceae
Exons: 3
Coding region: 1-1305 (434 amino acids)
Source: RefSeq, a predicted model, not a curated record